Messenger RNA from Wallemia ichthyophaga EXF-994, 1059 nucleotides. RefSeq names its product NADP-dependent alcohol dehydrogenase C 2. Lineage: Eukaryota; Fungi; Basidiomycota; Wallemiomycetes; Wallemiales; Wallemiaceae. Gene Ontology annotation, molecular function: alcohol dehydrogenase (NADP+) activity; zinc ion binding. Gene Ontology annotation, biological process: alcohol metabolic process. The transcript is spliced from 4 exons. The record is from RefSeq and is a predicted model, not a curated record. Bases 1 to 1059 code for a protein of 352 amino acids.
AUGGUUAUGGAAUUCAAAGCAUUCAGAGGACAACACGAUGGUAGUGUUAAGGAGUCUGUCGGACGCGUAGAUGACAUCGGAGACAACGAUGUUCUUAUCAAAUUGACCCACGCAGGUCUUUGCUUCACGGACGUACACCAUAUUGAAUUAGGCAACGCAUUGGGACAUGAGCCAACUGGUAACAUUGUUGAAACAGGCAAAGAUGUUCGCCACUUGAAGGUCGGCGACAUGGUCGGAUAUGGGUACAACCACGGCUCUUGCGAUGACUGCGAUGAAUGUCGCCUUGGUAAUGAUACCCUCUGCAAUGACAGAAAACUUUACGGUCAAGUAGACCUCGAUUUCGGCGGUUUUGGGGAAUACGCCAAGCUUAACGAGAGAUUCGUACACAAGAUCCCAGAAGGAAUGGCACCAGAACAUGCAGCACCAUUGCAAUGUGCUGGUGCUACCGUCUUUGCGCCAUUCUUAAAGCAUGACAUCAAGCCAAUCCACCGCGUUGGUGUUAUUGGUAUUGGUGGUCUUGGUCACUUGGCCUUGCAGGUUGCAAACAAGUGGGGUUGUUCUGUUGGUGCUUUCACUACCUCCGAGAACAAAGUCGCGGAGGCAAAAUCAUUUGGUGCACACGACGUCAUCGUUACGAAGCGCGCAGAUGGAAAAUCAUUCGUCCCAGAGAAAGAGGAGGAGAAGUUCGACUUUAUCUUCUGCUCCGUCAGCUCACAACUCUCAAGUCCCUUGGGACGACUACUCGACUGUCUCAAGGCUAGAGGUACGAUCAUCCCACUUGGUGUAGAUUUUGGCAAGUUUGAGACCAACAGAUAUUUCUCUCUCCUCGCUAGAGAGAACAAGGUCGUGACUGCCUCAGACCACGCGAGAGAACAAGGUCGUGGAAGUUUAGUGGCCACCAGAUAUGAGCACCAGAAGAUGCUUGAAUUCUGCGCUAGACACGACAUCAAGCCUGCUGUCGAGGUUCUUGAUCUUAAUGAGAAAAACCUCAACAUUGCCUUUGAAAGGCUGCAAAAGAACGAUGUUCGUUACAGAUUCGUGCUCAAGCACCAGGAGUAG